AUGGCACAUUCUAGCGAUAUUAAUAUACCAGAACUAUUAGAGCAGAUUCUAUAUUUCCUAGCGGUAGAAAAAUCCCUCUACCCCGCUCUAUUUGUUUCCCGAUUGUGGUACAGAUGUGGUGCCUCUUUUCUAUGGGAACGCAUUGAGCUAAAGGGGAAUGACCUGAAAUAUGGCCAUCAUUUCCCAGACGAUUAUACUUAUCAUAAGAGAGACUGUACUCGAUGUAAAAGAUUUAUAAAAUUAAUAAAUGAAAAACAUAAGCCAGCUUAUGUCUUGAAUACAACCCACCUAGAAAUUACUUUUUGCCAUUCACUUUCAGAUAAAAAAAUAAGAAGUAUUGUGGAAAUGUUCCCAAAUAUAGUUCAUUUAGAUUUCAAAGAUAGUAUAGGUUUUGGUGAUAAAUCAGCGGAAUCAUAUCCUAAUUUAAGAUAUCUCAAUUUGUGGGAUGCUCAAGCAAUAACCGAUAAAGGCUUAUGUGCAAUCAUAGGAUCAUGCCGUAAAUUAGAACAUCUAAAUAUUUCUUACUGCGAAAAUAUUAGCGAUAAAUCUUUGUUUGCGAUCACAGAAAAUUGCCGUGAUUUACAAGAGUUCCAUUUUGCCAAAGCGCGUUGGAUUACAGAUAAAUCUAUAAGUUGCAUCAUAAACUCAUGCCCAAAUUUACGAAAUCUUGAUAUUGCAUGUAGUAAGGGGGAUGUCAAAGAUGCUAGUAUGUUAAUACAGAGAUGUCUCAGCAUAGAGUAUCUUGACUUUAGUGGGGCUAUGGCUUUGUGGAAUGAUGAAUUGAUUAUAGCCAUCAUCAAAGGAUCUCCGAAUUUAAGACACUUAGAGAUCGAUGGUAAUGAUAUCACUGAUAAGGUUACUGAAGCACUGGCCCAUUCUUGUCAUAAAUUAGAAUAUCUCGAUCUGGGUUGCUGUGAUUUUGUUAGUGAACCAUCAAUUUGUAAUGUUAUACGUUCCUGUCUAAAGCUCCAACAUCUUAACCUUAGUCACUGUAAUAUUACCAGUACGACUAUCAAAGAAAUUGCUCGCUCAUGUCUCAGUUUAAAAAUUCUAGAUUUGGAAGGAUGUGAAAAUAUUAGCAAAAAAGCUAUGGACCAGCUAAAUCCAAAUAUUAAUAUCGAAAAUUUUGAUGAAGAUUACUGUUCCGAUUCGGAAUCUUCUAGCUCUGAAACCGAAUCAGAGUCUGAAUAA
This is a messenger RNA of Rhizophagus irregularis DAOM 181602=DAOM 197198, 1191 nucleotides long. RefSeq lists its product as uncharacterized. Gene Ontology annotation, cellular component: cytoplasm. The record is from RefSeq and is a predicted model, not a curated record. Gene Ontology annotation, molecular function: protein binding. Lineage: Eukaryota; Fungi; Glomeromycota; Glomeromycetes; Glomerales; Glomeraceae.